Molecule: messenger RNA, 336 nt
Organism: Suillus plorans
Lineage: Eukaryota; Fungi; Basidiomycota; Agaricomycetes; Boletales; Suillaceae
Exons: 5
Source: RefSeq, a predicted model, not a curated record
CUCAACUACUUGUCACCCCGACCCUUCGUCAGUAAUUUGACCUUCCAGUUCAACGACCUCGGCAAGGAGGUCACGAUCAUGCUCGCCUGGAGUCCCAACCUGGACGGCCUCUUUCUGAUAGUCUGGAAGGUCAGCAAAUUCGGGAAGUCGGGUCCAUACUGGGCUACCGAAACCUACACGGCCCAGUAAGUAAUGACAAGAUCAAUAGUCUUGAAAGUCGCUUAUAUAUUGUAUAGGCUUGCCGCUUGCUUGCUCCAGAGCCCAGGUCGAGAGUGGGAAAGUCAUCAGUGCUGCGACCUCCGUCAAUAUCAAUAACAGCGAGAAAACAACCUUGAC